CGAGCAGUCGUGCGGCUCUUAGUGUGUAACAGUAUUUAAAAAACCUUUUCAUAAAACGUUUUCAUUUCAGUAUCUCCUAAAAGGUCUUUCGUGACGCAUUAUCGGAUCAUAUUGGCAUGGGAUAAAACAAAUAUAUGCACAAAAAAAGCAGGUUUUCGCUUUUGCUAGGUUGCCAGGUGGUUAGCUUGGUAGCUAAAAUACAAAUAUGACAGCCUUUGUUAGCUAGCUGGCUAAUUUCUGUGGAUUCUGGGCAAAAGGAGGUUUUUAGGUUUGUUUAAACUUGGCGUUUGCGUUGGGACGUUGUUUCAUUUGUGCCCUGAAUAAUAUUCGCAUCAGGGUACGUUUUAAUUUUUCCUGAACUUAUGCAGUUUAAAAAAUGAGGAACAAAGAUGAGCCAGAAAUUCUUGCGGAUUGUACCGACAACACAGUACCAGAAACGCCUGAGGCCAAGCGUCCAUCUAAACCCGUUGCUGUCAAAGCCCCAGAUCCUGUACUGGAGGACUCGUCCUCCGAUUCGGAUGUGGAGAUGUCAGGAAGCUCUAUGAUCUCACUGGGGCCGGGGAAGACGUCUGGGACUUCGACACUGACAGCUCUGGGCACAAUCUCCUUCUCUGAUAAAGAGGAUGAAGUAACAGGGGUGAAGACGGGCACGUCGCACCACGAAGGACAGGAUCAGCGAACGGAGACCAAACAGAAACAUUCUUCAUCUUUGAAGACAUCUGGAAAUGGAGAUACAGUGUGUAAAAGAAGGCAGGAGGAGAUGUGUGACAAUUCCACAGAGAGCAAUAAUAGCAGCAAGAAGAGGCGUGAGUCACUGACGGAUGAUUCGGCCGACGAGGGACCUGAGCCCAGCUGGAAGGACCAGGAGACCAUGGUUAAGAAGCUGCAGCAUAGUUUUCCAAAUCUCAACAAGGAGGAGCUCAGGGACGUGCUUCACGAACACAGCUGGGUCAUCGAGGACGCCCUGGAGGCUCUGCGCAUGUUCUCUGAGCACGUGGUGGAGUGCAGCAGUGAUGACUCUGACCCCGAACCCCCUCCGUCUUCUGAACGCAAAAGCACAAAUCCGACUCCAAACCCCAGCACUUCUGCAACAAAGCAGCUACCAAACAGAUCCCUCAAUGGAGACCGAGACGCUCGGAUGAGUAGGAGACAGCUGACGAGAGAAAUCCAGAAGCAAGAUAGCAGCUCAGAAGACAAUGCAAGCGACUUCGAGGCGUCCCCCGGACAUUUAGACUUGGACUCGGAUUCGGACGAGGCUGAUGAGAAGCUUCCCAGGCUGAAGUCUCAGAUCCUGGAUUUCUUCCAGAAGGCCACGGUCGACGAGCUGACACUGAUCGCUGGCUGCUCUCUAAAGAAGGCUCAGAAAAUCAUUGAGCUGAGGCCGUACCAAAAGUGGAACGAUCUGGAUGAUGUCCUACACAGAGGUAACGGCCUCUCUGCGGAGCUGCUCACCGGGUGUCGAGAGGUCCUGAGGGAGCGAGAGGUGGUACAGGGGCUCAUGGUCAAGUGUGAGGAAAUUUCCAGAAAGAUGACUGAAUUGGUGCAGAAGGGACUGGGAUCUAUGAGUCAGCCUCACAUCCUUAACAGCACGUUCGAGCUGAAACCGUACCAGUUGAUUGGCCUUAGCUGGCUGACCCUGCUACACAAGAACCAGCUAAGCGGGAUCCUGGCAGACGAGAUGGGUUUGGGAAAGACUAUACAAGUUAUCUCUUUUCUGGCACACUUGUAUCAGGAGGGGAACAGAGGGCCGCAUCUCAUCACUGUGCCUUCAUCCACGCUAGAUAACUGGGUUCGAGAGCUGAACCUUUGGUGCCCGAGUUUAAAAGUGCUGGUUUACUACGGGUCUGUCGAGGAACGGAAGUGCAUCCGCUACGAGAUCCUGAACGAAGAGGUGGACUAUAACAUCAUUGUCUCAACAUACAACCUGGCCAUUGGGAACUCCAACGAUCGCAGCCUGUUCCGUAAACUCAAGCUGGAAUACGCCGUUUUUGAUGAAGGACACAUGCUGAAGAACAUGAGCUCGCUGCGCUAUCGCCACCUUAUGGGCAUCAAUGCCAAAUAUCGGCUGCUGCUGACUGGAACGCCGCUGCAGAACAACCUGCUUGAGCUGAUGUCUCUGCUUAACUUCAUCAUGCCCAACAUGUUCUCCAGCAGCACCUCACAGAUCGGCAAGAUGUUCUCCAUGAAAUCCUCAGAGGAGCAAAGCAGCUUUGAGAAGGACCGUAUUGCUCACGCCAAACUCAUUAUGAAACCCUUCAUCCUGCGGCGUAUUAAACGUGAGGUCCUGAAGCAGCUGCCUGCCAAGGAGGAGCAGAUUGAGUUCUGUGCCAUGAGCGAGAAACAACAGCAGCUUUACGACACUCUGUUCAGCAAGCUAAAGACCUCCAGCAACACAGAGAAGCGAGAACUGACCAACGUCAUGAUGCAGCUGAGGAAGAUGGCCAAUCACCCGCUCCUGCACCGGCAGUAUUACUCCAGCAGGCGUCUCUCCACCAUGAGCAGACUCAUGCUCAAGGAGCCGAGUCACCGCGACUCGAACCCGGCUCUGAUCGAAGAGGACAUGGCGGUGAUGUCCGACUUCGAGCUGCAUCAUCUGUGCCAGCAGUACCCUACGCUACAUGACCAUCAGCUGACCACAGAGCAGCUGCUGGAUUCGGGGAAGCUCCACCUCCUCACACCUCUACUGACAGACCUCAAAGAACAGGGUCACCGAGUGGCCCUCUUCAGCCAGUUCACCAUGAUGCUGGACAUCCUGGAGGUGCUGCUCAAACACCACAAGCACAGGUACAUCCGAAUGGACGGCUCCACACCAAUGAGUGACAGGAUCGUGUUAAUCGACCAGUUCAACACGGACCGGGAGAUCUUUGUGUUCCUGCUGUCCACUAGAGCUGGAGGACUCGGCAUCAACCUGACCUCAGCUAACGUUGUCAUCCUGCAUGACAUCGACUGCAAUCCAUACAACGACAAGCAGGCAGAGGACCGGUGUCACCGUGUCGGACAAACCAGGAAUGUUAAGGUGAUCAAGCUGAUAAGCAAAGACUCCAUAGAGGACGCAAUGCUCCGAAUCGGCCAGAGGAAACUCAAACUAGAGCAGGACAUGACAGCCAAUGAGGAAGGUGAUGAGGACACCAUUCCUGAUGACAUAGCCUCCCUUCUCAAAGCUACAUUGGGUCUGUGAGAAAUAAAGGAUCACUGGAUCAUCAGUGUUGGUUCAUCGUUCGUGAGAGCGUUGUUUCAUUUUGACUGAAGUACUGUAACACAAAGAACAUGUGCACUGAUCCUGAAUGUUUAUACUGGAGAUAUAAGUUUACAAAUUCUUUACACAUCCUCUGGAAAAACUCCUGUAGGAAGUGCACCAUGGUUUUUGGAUCCAUUUCAGAAUGUAAUAAAGUAUUGUUCUGUUUUCAUUUUCUGUGUUUGCCAAAACUUUAAAUAUUAAAAAAAGAGUAAAAUCA
Messenger RNA from Tachysurus fulvidraco (yellow catfish), 3455 nucleotides. It is a transcript of the gene smarcad1b, whose product is annotated as SWI/SNF-related, matrix-associated actin-dependent regulator of chromatin, subfamily a, containing DEAD/H box 1 b. The coding region runs from base 377 to 3178 and encodes 933 amino acids. Gene Ontology annotation, molecular function: ATP-dependent chromatin remodeler activity; DNA binding; ubiquitin binding. NCBI's taxonomy places the organism in Eukaryota, Metazoa, Chordata, Actinopteri, Siluriformes, Bagridae. The transcript has 23 exons. Gene Ontology annotation, cellular component: nucleus. The record is from RefSeq and is a predicted model, not a curated record.